Messenger RNA from Funneliformis geosporum, 1575 nucleotides. The record is from the annotation of a GenBank genome assembly. Lineage: Eukaryota; Fungi; Glomeromycota; Glomeromycetes; Glomerales; Glomeraceae.
AUGUUGAAGAAGUUAAAGGCUUUGGUCGAGCCUCUGGAGCGUCUUUUGACGACUUUGGGGACUAAGGGACCAAAGUCCAAUACAACACACAAUGGUGGAACACAAUUUACUUGCUUUAAUAAGCAACAAGUUUCUGACUUACAAAAACGUAAACCAGUUAACAACUUUGUAACUUCAAAUAAAUCAGUAGAACAAACUAGACUUUAUAAUUUUCUUUUUGAUAAUUUUUCAAUAUGUAAAGCGUUUUCCUUUCAACCAGUGCCAAGUCCCGUGGUUUUUUCACGAAUACCUCUACGUGUCCAUAAACAACAAGGGUUUGGAAUAAUUUCUCAACACGCUUUUCUACAGCCUGUUGGAACAAGUAAUAUAUUUGGUCGAGGGGUUAGAAAUUUCUCUACUAUUCAACCUGUUAUGUUAAAUAAUGGUACUAGCACUAGUAGUGCAAUUCUUGCCCAGUUGUGUUUUAAACCAUUUACCACUUUUUCUAGUAAAUCUGGUUCAUUAUGGUUCCAGAAGCAAGAAUCUUUAAACAAAAAUAACCAAGAAUUGAGUAAUAUUAAUAAACGUACAACCAAGAAAAAGGAAAAAGAAAUGGGGCGUCAAUUUUUGGUCUUAAAUAGUAACAAAGGUAUUUCUGAUAUUGUUAAAGAUUCUAAGAUCAUCGAAGAUAAUACAAAUAGAAGGAUUGCUUGCAGAUCAAAUAUAAAAAAUCUAUCAGAAACGAGCAAAACUGUUGAAAAAUCUCCCGAAGUCUUUGUUAAUGACAGCGAAAGCAUUCAAGUUUAUAUGUCUAUUAUACUUAGUUCAUCUAUUUGCUGGAAUAAUGAUUAUUCAACUUCGAUGUCUAAUAGUACAAAUAGUAUUAAUUCUACUAUAGGUGUUCUGUCUGAUCUAUUGCAACAUAAGAAUAAUUCCGUUUCUCAAAAACCCGGUUCGCAAUUAAAUUCAUCUUUAGUUCGACAUCUUCAAGAAAUUGCAGAAAUGCAACAUAACCACAUGAUGGAAGUUAUUUCCAUAUUAGGAGCAUUACUGCGACAUGGUGACUUUGGUGUUGAGAUAUAUGGGUGUGAAUUGCGUGUAAAUUUCCCGCGUGGCAUGCGAAAAAUAGAGGUUGAAAAUUUGUUACAAAGUUUGAGUAUUAAUCCGGAUAGUCCACAUUUUGAGCUUGAAGAGUUUAUUUUUGAUGGAAGUAUCGCGAUAUCCCCUCUAACAAAUGAAAAUGUUGAUAUGCAAUUACCUGAGCCGAAUAAUUCUUACUUUGAUAAUGAACUUGCAGAAACAGCAACAAUUUCAGAUUUAUCUUCUUCAUUCCUUGGUUAUGAAGUUUUGUCAUAUUUAUCAAGUAACGAUAGUAGUCCUGUUCUGUUACCAAGUAGAAUUUCGGUGGAUAAUAUAAUUCGCUCUCCAUCGCCUUGUAUGUCACCUGUGAAUUCACCCCCUAGGCUUGGAACUGAAUACAUUAUUGGUAUCCAGGAAUUCCUAAGUGCUGUUGAUGAAGCCCUCGUUAAUAACACGACCAUGUUUAAUAGCAGGGAAGAUGAUGAUGAAAUUGGAGAGGAUUAUUAUGAAAAUUAG